UCCUCAACGAUGAAGGCGAUCUUGGUGUUGCCGAGUAUUCCUGAGUUGUUCAUUUGUUUGCGGGCUAGCUCAAAGCCAUUCAGCAUUGACAGACCAUACGGGGAAGCGAAUCGCCCUGUCUGUGCUACAACAACGCCAAUGGAAAUCUCUCUCUCUACAUCUUUCAUCUCAGGUGGUGCGGCGACGACAAGUUGCCCAAUCGGGUUAUAGACGGAAAGCCCCACAACGAGUGCGACAAUCGCCAAGACAGACGCGAAUUUGGUGAACUGUCUGAUGUUCAUUUUGAACCUCCAGUGGUUGUUUAAGGAAAAAAUAAGUGAUUCGACAUCUUCAUCGGUUAUAUGCGCUUUAUAUGCUAAAAGGUAAUGCAAACUAUUAUACAUCUGCACCUCAACAGAAGUCAAAAAAAUGUCGAUUCUAG
Molecule: messenger RNA, 421 nt
Organism: Geodia barretti
Lineage: Eukaryota; Metazoa; Porifera; Demospongiae; Tetractinellida; Geodiidae
Source: the annotation of a GenBank genome assembly